Molecule: messenger RNA, 1355 nt
Organism: Lycium ferocissimum
Lineage: Eukaryota; Viridiplantae; Streptophyta; Magnoliopsida; Solanales; Solanaceae
Product: probable cysteine protease RD19C
Exons: 4
Coding region: 50-1141 (363 amino acids)
Cellular component (GO): lysosome
Molecular function (GO): cysteine-type endopeptidase activity
Source: RefSeq, a predicted model, not a curated record
AAAAAUAUCCACUUCUUGUUCCUCUUCACUUCAUUUUAUCGUUUCUUCAAUGGAUCGUCUCUUUCUCUUAUCUCUUCUCUCUUUAACACUCAUCUCAUCGGCUUUUUCCUUCUCCGAUGAGGAUCCAUUAAUCCAACAAGUCGUUUCCGAAACCAACGACAACCAUGUCUUAAAUGCAGAGCAUCACUUUUCACUGUUUAAAUCUAAGUUUAAUAAGAUCUAUGCUACACAAGAAGAACAUGACCAUAGAUUUAAGGUGUUUAGUGCUAACCUACGACGUGCGAGGAGACACCAGUUGCUUGACCCUUCAGCUGAGCAUGGGGUUACAAAGUUUUCUGAUCUGACUCCAUCCGAGUUUCGAAGGACUUACCUUGGACUGCACAAACCUAAACCUAAGCUUAAUGCUGAGAAAGCUCCCAUCUUACCCACUUCUGAUCUACCGUCUGAUUUUGAUUGGCGUGAAAAAGGCGCCGUCACCGGCGUCAAAAAUCAGGGUUCAUGUGGUUCUUGCUGGUCGUUCAGUACGACAGGAGCAGUGGAAGGAGCUCACUUUUUGGCAACUGGGGAGCUGGUGAGCCUUAGUGAACAGCAGCUUGUUGACUGUGACCAUGAGUGUGAUGCGGAGGAAAAAAGUUCUUGUGAUGCAGGUUGCAACGGUGGUCUCAUGACUACUGCCUUUGAGUAUACCCUGAAAGCUGGAGGUCUCCAACGGGAGAAAGAUUAUCCUUACACUGGCAAGGAUGGCAAAUGCCACUUUGACAAGAGCAAAAUUGCCGCCUCUGUAUCUAACUUCAGUGUUAUUGGUCUUGAUGAAGACCAAAUUGCUGCUAACCUGGUUAAACAUGGUCCUCUUGCAGUGGGGAUCAACGCUGCUUGGAUGCAGACAUACAUUGGAGGAGUUUCAUGCCCAUUAAUUUGCUUCAAGCAUCAGGAUCAUGGUGUCCUCCUGGUGGGUUAUGGUUCUGCUGGCUUUGCCCCUAUCCGUCUUAAGGAAAAGCCUUACUGGAUCAUCAAGAAUUCGUGGGGAGAGAACUGGGGAGAGCACGGAUAUUACAAGAUCUGCAGGGGUCACAAUAUAUGUGGAGUUGAUGCCAUGGUCUCUACUGUCACUGCUGCCCAUACUACUAAUCCUAAUCUUUAAGAUGAAUUUAUCCCAUGAAUGUUGUCUGUGAUCAAGGGUUUUAUUUUACUACCACUACCCUAAUCUGUGUAAAUAUGUCGGUCAGUAAUGUAUUCUGAACUCAAGUCUUAGAUUUCAUAAGCACUUUAUUAUUGUGCCUCAAACGACGUACUGUGAUUUGUAUCUGUAGUUUAUACUGCAAAAAUGAAGUUUGAAUUCUAAGUUAUUUGCAAUA